Messenger RNA from Lottia gigantea (owl limpet), 2049 nucleotides. RefSeq lists its product as hypothetical. Lineage: Eukaryota; Metazoa; Mollusca; Gastropoda; Lottiidae. Gene Ontology annotation, biological process: response to oxygen levels; cGMP biosynthetic process. Gene Ontology annotation, molecular function: heme binding; guanylate cyclase activity. The transcript has 12 exons. The annotation marks the transcript as partial. Gene Ontology annotation, cellular component: guanylate cyclase complex, soluble. The record is from RefSeq and is a predicted model, not a curated record.
CAGUAUGGCCAAAUUCAUAUCAUUAUAAGACAAAUGGUGAUCGGAAAAUAUGGUCAUGAUAUGUGGGACACAAUUUUGAAAAAAUCCGGAUUAGAUGACAGUAAACAUUUCCUGGUAUUUUCACAAUACGAUGAUAGUUUAACGUAUAAAGUUGUUGGAGCUGCCUCUGAAUGUUUAGAUCUGCCAGUGAAUACAGUUUUAGAAGUAUUUGGUGAUUAUUUCAUUAUGCAUGUAUUGAGACAUGGUUAUGAUACAAUGUUACGGACAUUGGGCAACAACAUGUGGAAUUUUAUACAAAAUUUAGAUAGCCUUCAUUCCUUAUUAGCUUUGAGUUAUAAAGAAAUCAGACCACCGUCUUUUAGAUGUGAAUCAGGUGAAGAUGGAGAUUUGUUAUUACAUUAUUAUUCAGUACGUUCAGGACUUGCUCCUUUAGUCUUAGGAACUAUCCGUGCUGUGGGAAGAGACAUAUUUAAACAACGAGUUGAGAUUACAGCCUUGGGAACAUCAUCCGAAGAAAUAGCGGGAAAAACUCAAGAACAUACCACAUUUAAGGUAUUUAAAAAACCUUUUAAAGCGUGUCGCAAAUAUAUGAUGCAGGUAAAGUUGUUGCCAUUCGCUCAUAUGACGUCACAGUGUCAGUUUACAAUAUUUCAGGUGAAAUUGUUCGACGACGAACCAGAAAAUAUCAUAGAUGCACUAGAAGGGGCAGAGACCAAUACGACAAUCGAAAAAAGUGCGUUUGAGAUGUGUCCAUUUCAACAACACAUGCCUUACUACCUUUCCCCGCAUGAAAUCUGUAAAACCUUCCCUUAUCAUAUCAUCUUCGACAAAGAAAUGAUGAUCAAACAAUGUGGUUAUCAAGUGAAGAAAAUGUUACCGGCUUUCCAGACACCGCCGAUUUGUAUGUCUGACAAUUUUGAAGUUGUACAUCCACGAAUGGCUUUGACUAUAGAAAACAUCAGUAAAUUUAUAAAUUCCAUAUUUUUUAUUUCCGUGAAACAUACAGAUGAUGAAACAAAGAAAAAUGGCGUGUGCUUGAAAGGUCAAAUGAGCUGGUUAGAGGAUUCGGGUCAUAUGAUAUUUGUCGGAUCAUUACGUCUAUCAAGUUUUAAUGAGUUAGCAGAGAAGAAAGUGUUUAUGUCAGAUAUACCAUUAUAUGACGUCACAAGAGAACUUGUCUUGCUUCACGAACAAAGAUCUGCUGAGAUUGAUUAUGCCCAGAAACUGGAUGAAACAACAGCAGAGUUAAAAGUGACAUCUAAAGCAUUAGAAAGCGAGAAGAAGAAAACAGAAAUGUUGUUGUAUCAGAUGUUACCGCAGAAAGUUGCUCAUCAACUCAAGAAUGGUAAACAGGUUGAGGCAGAAAAGUUUGAGGAAGUAACGAUCCUAUUUAGUGAUAUAGUCACAUUUACUACAAUAUCUGCUGCCUGUACACCAUUACAAAUAGUUAACAUGCUGAAUGACUUAUAUCAAAGAUUUGACCAGAAAACAGACCAACAUGGUGUUUAUAAGGUUGAAACCAUUGGUGAUGCAUAUAUGAUAGUCUGUGGUGUACCAGAGAAAACCAAACAUCACUCAAUACCUGUAGCUAGGUUUGCUAUUGAUAUGGUACUAGAAGCUAAUCAAGUUACUUCACCACAUACUGGUCAACCUAUACAGAUACGUGUCGGAGUUCAUACUGGUCCAGUUGUAGCUGGAGUAGUGGGGGUGAAGAUGCCAAGGUAUUGUUUAUUUGGUGAUACAGUGAACACAGCGUCUAGAAUGGAAAGUCAUGGUCUACCAGGCCGAAUUCAUAUCAGUCCAACUACAUAUCAGUCGCUGGGUGAUUCUGGUUUUCUUUACAAACAAAGGGGAGAUAUAACUGUCAAAGGAAAGGGGUGUAUGGCUACCUAUUUCUUGGUUGGAAGUGACACAACCUUGAUAGAAGAACCGAAUGAUGCCUUCUCACAACAUUCUGUGUUAAAUCAGAAUAUAGACUUGAAAGUUUGCAACUCUUCCAAAAAUAAAAUAGAUUCUAAAACCAGAAGUAGAGCCUGUGAAAUUUUAUGA